Molecule: messenger RNA, 7536 nt
Organism: Penicillium longicatenatum
Lineage: Eukaryota; Fungi; Ascomycota; Eurotiomycetes; Eurotiales; Aspergillaceae
Product: type I polyketide synthase
Exons: 5
Coding region: 1-7536 (2511 amino acids)
Biological process (GO): secondary metabolite biosynthetic process; fatty acid biosynthetic process
Molecular function (GO): phosphopantetheine binding; oxidoreductase activity; fatty acid synthase activity
Source: RefSeq, a predicted model, not a curated record
AUGGUGCCGCUCAUCAUCGAUACCGACGGCUCGAGCCCAGGUGGCUAUGCUUUGAAUCCGGGUGACUUUGAUUUUGACAGCGGUACAAAAGAUCACCUAAGUGACCAUACCGACACAGAUGGCAAAUUGCGAAGUGACAAUUAUAAGGAUAUUGGCAAUACUUGCCCUCAGAUAGAUCAUGCGCCAAAAAUUUCAAUACAAGAACCCAUCGCUAUUUGCGGCAUGUCAGUUCGUCUUCCCGGAGGCCUACACACACCGCAACAAUUAUGGGACUUUUUGAUUGCUAAAGGGGAUGCCCGUGGCACAGUGCCUAAAUCAAGAUACAAUGUCUCUGCAUACUAUUCUGACUCUGAGGCGGCGAAGCCCGGCAGCAUUAAGACCGAAUAUGGUUAUUUCCUCGAUGAGAGCGUUGACUUGGCUUCUAUCGAUACAUCUUUCUUCUCCAUGGCAAAGGUUGACGUUGAGCGGAUGGAUCCGCAUCAACGACAAAUGCUCGAGGUUGCUCGCGAGUGCCUCGAGGAUGCGGGUGUGAGCUGGAAAGGUCGACCGAUUGGCUGCUACAUGGGCAGCUUUGGCGAGGACUGGGUUGAGAUGUUCGCAAAGGAGGACCAGCAAUAUGGUUUAUACCGUGUGACUGGCUAUGGAGAUUUUAUGCUGUCCAAUCGUGUUUCAUAUGAAAUGGACUUAACAGGGCCAAGCAUGGUAAUUCGCACUGGCUGCUCUGCUGCUCUUGUUGCAUUGCACGAGGCAUGUUUAGCAAUUUCCAGAGGUGACUGUGAAGGAGCCAUUGUCGGGGGAGCCAAUUUGAUAAUGGCUCCAGGGAUGACCGCCGCAAUGACGGAGCAAGGCGUCCUUGCACCAGAUGGGUCAUGCAAGACUUUUUCUGCAGACGCUAACGGUUAUGCUCGUGGGGAAGCGGUCUCUGCUAUCUUUAUUAAGCCACUGGCUCAGGCCAUACGCGAUGGUAAUCCCGUCCGAGCUGUUAUACGGGCAACAGCUUCAAAUAGCGAUGGAAAGGGUACUGGCGGUGGCCUCCAAAUGCCGAAUGAUGUUACCCAAGAAGCCAUGAUUAGGCGAGCUUACGAAGUUGCUGGUAUUCCGGACUGCGAUUACUCCCAGACGGCCUUCGUUGAGUGUCAUGGCACAGGAACCUCAAUCGGUGACCCGAUAGAAACCCGGGCAGUCGGCCGUGUUUUUGGUCCAUCCGGGGGUGUUCAGAUAGGCUCUGUCAAGCCUAAUCUUGGCCACUCUGAAGGUGCCUCAGGUCUUACCUCGCUGAUAAAGUCAGUGUUGGCAUUAGAGCAUCGCAUCAUUCCCCCGAACAUCAAGUUCAACGAGCCUAACCCUGACAUCCCAUGGGAUACCUGUGGUCUUUCUGUUCCCACGGAAGCAACAUCAUGGCCCAAAUCUCGAAAAGAGCGUAUCAGUGUCAACUCCUUUGGAAUUGGAGGCACAAACGCGCAUGUGAUUCUCGAUUCCGCUCAAAGCUUUGGGGUCUCUCCUCUCGUCACUCAGCCAAUAAUAUCCCCACAAUUACUUGUUUAUUCCGCCAACAACACGGACUCACUCAAGAGAAUAAUUGCCAAUUAUCGAGAAUACGCCCAAAAGCACCCUGGCAGAGUGAAUAAUCUAGCCUUCACUCUAGCUAGACGAAGGGAGCAUUUAACUUACCGAGCCUUCGCCGUGGCAAACCUAUUCGGGGAUCUCAAAGCUUCACUACCAUUUCGGUCAUCUAGUGAGCCCCUUAGCAUUGUCAUGGUUUUCACUGGUCAGGGUGCUCAAUGGCCAGAAAUGGGUCGAUGCAUGAUACUUAGCCCAGCCUAUCCGGUCUUCAAGGAGACUAUAAGAUCUCUCGACUCAUAUAUUCGGGACCUUGAGAAUGCUCCAAACUGGACAAUUGAGGAAGAGCUUCAAAAACCAAUCAAUAUUAGCAGACUCGGAUCUGCUGAAUUUUCUCAGCCUCUUUGCACGGCAAUUCAAAUUGCCUUGAUCGAUACAUUUGCGUCCGUUGGUAUCCAGCCAGAUGCCGUUGUUGGCCACUCCAGUGGCGAGAUAGCUGCCGCAUAUGCAGCCAGUGCCAUCACUGCCAAGGAGGCUAUCAUAAUUGCAUUUUUCCGCGGUCAGGUCACUAAACUACAAGUCAAAGGGGCUAUGGCCGCGAUCGGCCUUAGCUCAGAGAGUGUACAAGAGUAUUUACAGCCCGGAGUGGUUGUUGCUUGCGAAAAUUCGAACAAAAGUGUGACCAUCGCUGGUGACUGCGAAGCAGUUGAGCUUGCAAUGAUCAAGAUCAAAGAAGCCCACCCUGAUAUCCUGGCUAAGAAGCUACAGGUGGACAAGGCAUAUCACUCUCACCAUAUGACUCAAAUAGGUGAUAGAUAUCAUGCACUUAUUGAAAAUCAUAUAUCGAGCAAAAGUUCCAAACGGACACUCGAGACAUUAUUCUUCAGCAGUGUUGAGGGCAGACUACUCACUCACGAGUCGGACCUGGAAUCCAGGUAUUGGCAGAGGAACUUGGAGUCUCCUGUCCUUUUCCGCUCUGCUGUUUCCUCCAUUAUCCAGCACAACAUUGCGAAGAAUAUGGUAUUCCUCGAGGUUGGCCCACAUUCCGCGCUUGCUAGUCCGCUACGGCAAGUUCAAAGCCACCUUUCUAACACUUCUCCUUAUGUUUCUACGCUUGUACGCCACCAAAACGACGUGGAAUCAUUUUUAACAUCUAUCGGGAAGCUUUAUACUCUAAAUGCCAGCCUUGAUCUAGAUAAGGUCAUUGCUGAGGGUUCAGUCCUGCCGGAUCUUCCUAGGUAUCCUUGGGACCACUCAAAGAAAUUCUGGCACGAGUCUCGAUUGAGCAAGCAUUGGCGACACCGGCCAGGGGGAUACAAAUACCACGGUCUUUUAGGUCUCCGAGUGGCAGAAAGCCUCGAAUUUGAGGUUCUCUUCCGCAAUGCUUUCCAUCUAGAAAAUGCAGCAUGGAUUCGUGACCACAAAAUCGGCGAAGACAUCGUUUUCCCUUUCGCCGCGUAUGCUGGGAUGAUUGGUGAGGCCGUGCGGCAGGUGACUGGUAUCAAUGAAGCAUUCAAAAUGCGAAAUGUGGUUGUCAAUACUGCUUUGGUCUUGAAAGAAAGCAGCCAGCCAGUGGAACUGAUGACUACAAUGCGCCGUCACCGCCUGACAAACUCCCUCGAUAGCGACUGGUGGGAGUUCACAAUCGCUUCUCACAGUGGCGCAGUUUCGAUAAAGCAUUGUUUUGGUGAGGUCAGAGCGCAUAGCGGAAAUGUCUACCAGGGAAGCAAUGCUCCUCUUUUGCGCAGGGUCGAUACCCGUCGCUGUUACCGGACCAUGGCUAGAUCUGGUCUCAAUUUUGGGCCUGCAUUCCAACGUCUUAGUGAUGUUCGCUCAGAUACCCUUACACAAAAAGCAACAUCAGAGGUGAUUCGCAAGAAAACAGAUGACGAGAGCUACCAUUUACAUCCGACCAUCAUCGAUGCUUUACUACAGCUACUCCCUAUUGCUGCGUCCAAGGGCUACGCCAACGCCGAUCCUACUACAAAGAUGAUGGUACCGACGAACAUUGAAGAAUUGUGUAUUUACAGAUGCCAUGAAGAUGUUCAGGUCAGAGCAUCCGCAUCAUACACCCCAAAUGGCUCUAUCAUUGGUGGCGGGCAGUGCGUUUCUAAUGGUAAGCUUGCCUUGCAUGGCUCGGGUAUCAGGCUCUCUGUUCUAGAUGACCAGACUGGCAAAGACGAUGAUACCACUGCUCGCGCAGAAUGGGGAUGCCAUAUUGACUUUCUGGACCUCAACACUCUCAUCCUGCCAUCGAUCGAUCGCAGUGCCUGCACGGAAGCUUUAACAGAGCUAUGUCAUAUCUGUAUGGUCCAUACAAAUCGUGUCCUUGCAGGCCUAAAAACUCCGAUCAGUCAUAUGGAAAAGUACCGAAGUUGGGUAAACCAACAACUGCAGCUUUGUGAUUUUGACCACUCUAUACUUGACAACUCUAUGAUUGAAGAGCAAGUCAAGUGUAUUGUCAACAAUUUAUCGCAAACUAUAGCUGCUCCUCCUUCCCAAGCAAUUCAAAAGAUAUUCAACAGUAUUGAAGGUAUCUUCACUGGUGAAAUAGAUGCGCUGGAUUUACUUCUUUUGGAUGGCACUAUGGACAAGUUAUAUGCUUCCAUUGAUCAAUGUGACGAGUCGCAGUUUUUUGAACAUUUGGCACACAGCAAGCCCAAUCUACGCGUGCUUGAGAUCGGUGCCGGGCUAGGUGGGUCUACUGCUAAUGCGCUGAGGUUCCUAACGCCCGGUGGCAGAACGCUUUAUUCCCGUUACACCUUCACUGAUCUCUCUCCUGGCUUUUUUGUUGCUGCCAAAGAUCGCUUCAGUUCAUAUCCGAAUAUGGAAUACGCCACCCUUGAUAUUAACAAAGACCCUGCGGAGCAGGGCUUUGAUGGUACGUACGACUUGAUCCUGGCGACCAAUGUGAUUCACGCCACUCCAUCACUCAAUGAAAGUUUGAAGAACGCCCGCAAAUUGCUCGCACCUGGCGGACGGCUUUUGCUCCAUGAGCUAGCACCAUCACCGAAAUCUAAAUGGGUGAAUUACAUUUGGGGAACCCUAGCCGGCUGGUGGAACGGUGAAGCUGAUAACCGAGUUGAUGAGCCAUAUGUGGAUGUUCAUCGGUGGGCGAGAGAGCUGAAGGCUGCUGGAUUUCGUACUCCAGAUGCCGUCGUACUUGAUUCACCAGAGCCAUAUCAGCUGGGUGCCGCCAUUGUGGCCAGACCAACGCUUGACUUAAAAAAUGUCCCUAAAAAAUGCGUGACACUCUUGAGCCUUUCUGAGUCCAGUCGUGUACGAUCCAUGGCUCAGGAUUUGCAAAGGAGGGGAUUUACCGUUGAUUUUCGCAGACUACAGGACAUGCCUUUAACCGCUGGCCAAGACGUGAUUGCUUUGCUUGACGAUGAAUCGCCAUUUUUUGAGAACAUUGAUCAUCAGCGAUUCACGUCGUUCAAAGCUUUGGUGGAGAACAUGGAAAAAUGCGGUAUUGGUAUUCUCUGGGUGACUGGCCUCUUACAGAUCGAAUGUCGAGAUCCAAGAUUUGGCCAGAUCAAUGGAAUCGCAAGAUCCAUUCGUUCCGAGAAAUUGGUUAGCCUUGCCACUUGCGAGGUUGACAAUGUUGAUUCUGAUUCUUCCCGUGAAAAAAUUAUUGAUGUCUUCGAGAUGUUUCAGCUCCGCUGUGAAGACCACUCUCUUAAACCCGAGUUCGAAUACGCUAUUGUCAACAAUACAGUACAGGUUGCACGCAUUCACCCUUUCAAGGUGCAGGAGGAGCUCUUGACCUCUGCUGCAAGCGAUGCUACUGCUCUACGCACGACUAGGCCUGGCAGUCUGACCGCUUUGCACUGGGCUCGCCAGAUGACCGAAGGGCUGGAGGGUGAUGAUGUGGAGAUUGACAUAUAUUCCACUGGCUUGAACUUCAGAGAUGUUCUAAGUGCCAUGGGCAUUGUCGAGGCCUCGGAAAUUGGAUUCGGCUUGGAGGCUGCUGGUAUUGUUCGGCGUACCGGCCCCCAAGUUAAGGACCUCAAGGCCGGAGACCGCGUGUUUUUAAUGGGAUCUGGUGCAUUCAGCACGCAGAUUGUUGUUUCGGAGAGUGUUUGUGAGAAGAUCCCUGGUGGUUUGAGUUUCGAAGACGCGGCUACAAUGCCUUGUGUGUUCGCUACGUCGAUCUAUUGCUUAUUCAAUAUUGGGAAUCUACAAAAAGGACAGUCCAUUCUUAUACAUAGUGCCUGUGGUGGGGUUGGUCUCGCUUCCAUCCAGCUCGCUCAGAUGGUCGGUGCUGAAAUCUUUGUUACUGUUGGGAAUGAGCAGAAAGUGAAGUAUCUGAUGGAAAACUACGGUCUUCCUCGAAACAGGAUCUUCAAUUCUCGUAGUACCUCGUUUACUGAGGACGUUCUGCGGGAGACUAAUGGUGGUGUCGACCUAGCACUUAACUCACUGUCUGGUGAGUUGCUACAUGCUACGUGGAAGUGCAUUGCAGAGUUUGGAAAAAUGAUCGAAAUUGGGAAACGAGAUCUGAUGGGAUCUGGAAAGCUUGACAUGAGUCCUUUCAUCGGGAACCGCAGUUACUGCUGCGUCGACUUAGAUCAAAUCUGCGUGAAGAGACCGAUCAUUAUAAAGCAGUACGUUACUCCGGAGCUCGGCUACCUGCUUAGAGAGCGAUAUAUACACCCGAUCCGACCAAUCAAGGCCUUCAAGGCUGAUGCAAUACUCGACGCAUUUCGAUACAUGCAGCAAGGUAUACACCUAGGCAAGAUCGUGGUUUCGAUUCGUGAUCCUGCUGGCCAGGUAAAUUUAGAUGGGCAGGUUCAAAAUCGAAGAGAGCCCAUGCAGUUCACCAAUUCCAGUUCAUAUCUCCUGGUCGGUGGCCUCGGAGGCCUAGGCCGAGCUCUCUCUGUCUGGAUGGCAGAACAUGGCGCUCGUCACUUCAUAUACCUUUCUCGCAGCGCGGGUGCGAAUCAGGAGCACCUAGACUUUGCGAAGGAGCUGACUAGUAUGGGAUGCCGCGUCGACUUUGUCCAGGGUAGUGUAUCCAAGCUUGACGAUGUGACCAAAGCUAUCACGCUUGCUCAAGCCCAGGGCCAACUUAAAGGUAUUUUCCAGAUGUCCAUGGUGAACCGUGAUCAAAACUUGACACGCAUGACCCUAGAGGACUGGAACGAAGCCGUGGAUCCUAAGGUCACUGGAACGUGGAACCUCCAUAACGCAGCUCUCUCCGUCGGCGCAGAGCUUGAUUUCUUCGUUCUUUUCAGUUCUCUCUCUGGUAUGUUUGGGCAGCCUGGUCAAAGCAACUAUGCUGGCGCGAAUACCUUCUUGGAUGCAUUUUCUCAAUAUCGCCUGAGCUUGGGGUUGCCGGCCUGUGCAGUGGGUAUAGGAGCGGUCGAAGAAGUGGGCUGCCUCGCUGUCCGCGAAUCAGUCAUGCAAAGAUUCAAGGCCACUGGUAUCUUGGGUGAUACAAUUUCCGUAUGCGAACUUUUCCAGGGAAUGGAAUUGGCCAUCAAGUCGACAACCAACAGGUCCUCAAACAACUUCUGCAUUGGGCUUCGAUCUAAGGUCCCCCUCAAUGAUCCCGGAAAUCGUGCCCUCUGGAAGAAAGAUAUCCGGACUGCGGUUUUCCAUAACAAGGACACCACCAGUAACAAAUCAAGCACUUCCAGUGACGGUCUCAAAUCAUUCAUUGCUGCGGCAAAGAGUAACCCGACUUUGUUGGUUCAACCUGAUUCCGCUCAUUUUCUAGCUGUCGAAAUUGGAAAAAAAGUGUUUAGCUUCUUACUGAAGUCAGAAGAUGACCUACAUACGUGGUGCUCAUUGUCUGACCUUGGUAUGGAUUCCCUUGUGGCGAUAGAGGUGAGACAGUGGUGGAAGAUGACAUUUGAGUUCGAUAUCAGUGUGCUUGAGAUGAUGGGAAUGGGCACGCUGGAUGCCCUAGGGGAGCAUGCUGCCAAAGGUAUGCUCACAAUGUUCCAUGGUGGUGAGGAACAGACCAAUUAG